UGGUUUGUUCUUGCAGACGGAGGGUGUGGACAUCGUUACUGUGAGUGUUGAAUGUGCUGCUGCUGGAGGUUCUGUAACGUUGCUAAUAACUUCUGUUGUGUCUAAUUUCUCACAGACAAACAAGUCGGCAUAUUAGAUGAGGGGCUGAUGCUGGCCAGAACCCAACUUGGGUUGCCACUCCUGAUUCCUCCAGUUAAUUUCAGCAUCGUUUACCACGGGUGCAAAGGGACCUGAAGAAGACACCAGCCAGGAUGGAUGAUAUCUUCACGCAGUGCCGGGAAGGCAAUGCUGUCGCAGUUCGCUUGUGGUUGGAUAACACAGAGAAUGACCUCAAUCAAGGAGAUGACCACGGUUUCAGCCCUCUCCACUGGGCAUGCAGGGAGGGUCGCUCCAGUGUGGUGGACAUGCUCAUCAUGAGAGGGGCGCGCAUCAACGUCAUGAACCGUGGUGAUGACACGCCUCUGCACCUGGCUUCCAGCCAUGGACAUCGGGACAUUGUGGGAAAGCUGGUCCAGUGCAAAGCAGACACUAAUGCUGCCAAUGAACAUGGAAAUACACCACUUCAUUAUGCCUGCUUUUGGGGCCAAGAGCAGGUGGCUGAGGAUCUUGUAGCUAAUGGAGCUCAGGUGAGCAUCUGUAACAAAUAUGGUGAGACACCUUUGGACAAAGCCAAACCUCACCUGCGUGAUUUCCUUAGAGAGAAAGCAGAGAAAAUGGGACAAAACUUAACCAAAAUUCCCUUCAAGGACACAUUCUGGAAAGGGACCACAAGAACUCGACCCCGCAACGGCACUUUGAACAAACAUGCAGGUGUCGACUACAGACAGCUCUCUCUCCUGGCUAAAAUAAAUGACAACCAGUCUGGAGAGCUCUGGCAAGGGCGCUGGCAAGGCAAUGAAAUUGUUGUUAAGGUGUUAAAAGUUCGUGACUGGACAACAAGGAAGAGCAGAGAUUUCAAUGAGGAGUACCCCAAACUCAGGAUAUUUUCCCACCCGAAUGUCCUACCCAUGUUGGGAGCAUGUCAGUCUCCUCCUGCCCCUCACCCUAUCAUCAUCACACACUGGAUGCCUUAUGGCUCCCUCUACAACGUGCUGCAUGAAGGCACCAACUUUGUGGUGGACCAGACACAGGCAGUGAAGUUUGCACUGGACAUUGCCUGUGGAAUGGCCUUCUUACAUACGCUUGAACCAAUGAUCCCUCGUCACUAUUUGAACAGCAAGAGCGUUAUGAUAGAUGAAGACAUGACAGCAAGGAUUAGCAUGGCAGAUGUUAAGUUCUCCUUCCAGUGUCCUGGCAGGAUGUACUCGCCUGCAUGGAUUGCCCCUGAGGCUCUGCAGAAGAAGCCAGAAGAGAUCAACCGUCGUUCAGCAGAUAUGUGGAGUUUUGCUGUCCUGCUGUGGGAGUUGGUGACUAGAGAGGUGCCCUUUGCUGACCUCUCUAACAUGGAGAUAGGCAUGAAGAUUGCCCUGGAAGGUUUGAGACCCACUAUCCCACCAGGCAUCUCGCCACACAUAUGCAAGCUCAUGAAGAUAUGCAUGAACGAAGACCCAGCAAAGCGGCCUAAAUUUGACAUGAUUGUGCCAAUUCUGGAAAAAAUGCAGGACAAAUGAAAACGCUCUUUGCUCUGUUAUUGAACUAGGUAUGUUAUCCCAGAUGUCCUUCUGAUGUGGUGGUGCUUACCAGUAUUGCCUUAAACUCUUAGUCUGCCGCAAACACCACUGUAGCUUCUGUUUCUGAUUUGAAUUCAGCAGCAGCAACUUAUUUUAUAUUUUUGUUUUUCAUUAUCAUGUGUCAGGAUUUUGUUGUCUAUUUUAUCUUAUGCUGAUGCCGACUUUUAGUUAAACGUCAGCUAUUCAUUUUCUAAUCUGCAAUCAUCUGGGCAAAGUACAAUCUUCUUUAAAUGACUGAAUAACCUGUGGAGAUCAGUAUGAAUGCCUGCUGCAUGGAUUUAUUCAAUUUAAACCCUUGUUUUUUUUUUGGGGGGGGGGGGCUUAGAGUGGGCUCUAAUAAAAAUUACUCCAAGCAAACCGCUCCCCUAUAAAUCAAGGUUUGUAAUAAAAUAUGGUACCCAGAGCUUCUUUUGGGAAAAUGAACUUAAACACAACUGAGGAAGCUUGGCAAACAAUUUAAAUGUAAAAUUAUGAAGAAACUAUAUGACUUAGUUGUGAGAGUACCGCACUUCUUGUUGUAAGUGAUCUCGGGUACAUGUAAAGCUUUUUUCUCGAGAGUUAUUCAAAAAUUCUGUUAAACAGGCUAAGCUAAAAUGCUUUGGUGAAGCACAUGUAGUGCUUAACAUGGGGAUCUCUGUUUUGCAAAUACAUUGCAGAUUAUCUCACAUAAAUUGUAAUUAUGUAAUC
Messenger RNA from Thalassophryne amazonica, 2357 nucleotides. Its product is annotated as integrin-linked protein kinase. Bases 252 to 1610 code for a protein of 452 amino acids. Gene Ontology annotation, biological process: cell-matrix adhesion; integrin-mediated signaling pathway; protein phosphorylation. The transcript is spliced from 13 exons. The record is from RefSeq and is a predicted model, not a curated record. Lineage: Eukaryota; Metazoa; Chordata; Actinopteri; Batrachoidiformes; Batrachoididae. Gene Ontology annotation, cellular component: stress fiber; focal adhesion. Gene Ontology annotation, molecular function: protein kinase activity; protein binding; ATP binding.